This is a messenger RNA of Emiliania huxleyi CCMP1516, 615 nucleotides long. RefSeq lists its product as hypothetical. The transcript has a single exon. The coding region runs from base 1 to 615 and encodes 204 amino acids. Gene Ontology annotation, cellular component: nucleolus. Gene Ontology annotation, molecular function: RNA binding. The record is from RefSeq and is a predicted model, not a curated record. Lineage: Eukaryota; Haptophyta; Isochrysidales; Noelaerhabdaceae.
AUGGGCAAGAAGGCCGUCCUCGUCUUUGACGAGAAGGCGCGCAAGGAGUUCAUCACCGGCUUUCACAAGCGCAAGGUGGAGCGCCGGCAAAAGGCGCGGCAGCGCAUCGCGGAGGAGGUGCGGCAGGAGAAGAUACAGGAGCGCAAGGAGAAGCGCGAGCAGCUGAAGGGCCUGCGCGGCAUCGGACUGGGCGAGGCGCUCGGCGAGCCGGCGGCCGCCGCGUCCAGCGGCGCGAAGUCUCGCGCUCCCGCCGCCGCAGCAGCACCACCACCCGCCGCGCCGCUCGACGAGGUGGCUUACGACUUCCAAGGCAUGACGGCCACCACCGUGGUCGAGUCGCUCGAGCCGGAGCCGGAGCCAGAGCCGCGGCCGCGCGGCCGUCCCGCCGAGCAACGAGGCACGAGCGCGCCGCGGCCCAAGGAGAAGAAGUUCAACCUCGACCAGCCGUUGGCGACCGCCAUCCCCGGCUACAAAAGCAAGCUGGCCGCUGGCGCGAGGCGCAAGAAGAAGGAAGGCAAGGCGAAGCGUCGCGGGCCUGUUGGGAAGAAGGAGAAGGCGAAAAAUCGCGCCGCCGGAAGAGCGGCGAGGCGAAGCGAGACGCGGGGCGGCAGAUGA